This is a messenger RNA of Corylus avellana, 3360 nucleotides long. It is a transcript of the gene MCM2, whose product is annotated as minichromosome maintenance (MCM2/3/5) family protein. Gene Ontology annotation, cellular component: nucleus; MCM complex. NCBI's taxonomy places the organism in Eukaryota, Viridiplantae, Streptophyta, Magnoliopsida, Fagales, Betulaceae. The record is from RefSeq and is a predicted model, not a curated record. Gene Ontology annotation, biological process: DNA replication; mitotic DNA replication initiation; double-strand break repair via break-induced replication. Gene Ontology annotation, molecular function: single-stranded DNA helicase activity; 3'-5' DNA helicase activity; ATP binding.
GGUGGGUUUGCCUGUCUAUUGGGUGCCCUAAGGUGCUAGAAAGGCCGCAAGAAGGGUGCUCUGAAACCAAACAAACAAUCCGCAGAGAGAAAAAUGGCAGGAGAAGAAGGGCCUUCGUCACCGGAGUCGCCGACCUCCGCAGGGUUCAACAGCGAUCAGCUUCCUUUCACCAGCCGCACCUCUGAGAACUUCACCGACGAUGAUGACGAAGCCGCCGUCGAUCCCGAGAUCAUCCGCGACGAGCCCGAAGAGGUCGAGGAGGAGGACGACGGAGAGGAUCUUUUCAACGACGCUUUCUUGGACGACUAUCGGAGGAUGAAUGAGCAGGAUCAGUACGAGUCGGUGGGGCUGGAUGACUCUCUGGAGGACGAGAGGGAUUUGGAUCAGAUCUUGCAGGAUCGCAGGGCUGCCGAAUUAGAGCUUCAGGCCCGCGACGGCCGCGUCAACACCAACCGCAAGCUUCCUCAGCUUCUCCAUGACCAAGACACAGAUGAUGACAACUACAGGCCGUCCAAGAGGGCGAGAGCUGAUUUCAGGCCACCUGCUGGGCCAAGAAGUCAUGAUGACACUGAUGGAAUGCAAAGCUCACCAGGAAGGUCACAGCGGGGACACUCGAGAGAGGAUGUGCCCAUGACUGAUCAGACCGAUGAUGAUCCAUAUGAGGAUGAAGAUGAUGAUGAAGGCGAAUUUGAGAUGUAUCGUGUCCAGGGAACGCUGAGAGAGUGGGUUACUAGGGAUGAAGUGCGCCGGUUUAUAGGGAAGAAGUUCAAGGAUUUUCUACUGACAUAUGUGAAUCCAAAAAAUGAUCAUGGUGACUUUGAAUAUGUACGGCUAAUAAAUGAGAUGGUAUCAGCUAAUAAGUGUAGCUUGGAGAUUGAUUACAAACAGUUCAUCUACAUCCAUCCCAAUAUUGCCAUCUGGCUGGCUGAUGCCCCUCAAUCUGUCCUUGAAGUCAUGGAAGAUGUUGCCAAGGGUGUUGUCUUUGAUUUACAUCCAAACUACAAAAAUAUCCAUCAGAAGAUCUAUGUCCGCAUUACCAACUUACCUGUUUACGAUCAGAUUCGUAAUAUUAGGCAAAUCCAUUUGAAUACCAUGAUUCGCAUCGGGGGUGUUGUGACCCGUCGCUCUGGGGUCUUCCCCCAAUUGCAACAGGUAAAGUAUGAUUGCAACAAAUGUGGGACUACUUUGGGGCCAUUCUUUCAGAAUUCAUAUUCAGAGGUGAAGGUUGGUUCUUGCCCAGAAUGCCAAUCAAAAGGCCCGUUCACUGUCAAUAUUGAGCAGACAAUAUACAGGAAUUACCAAAAGCUUACGCUCCAAGAGAGCCCUGGAAUCGUGCCUGCAGGUCGGCUUCCUAGAUACAAGGAAGUGAUACUGUUGAAUGACCUAAUUGAUUGUGCCCGCCCUGGGGAAGAAAUUGAGGUCACAGGCAUUUACACAAAUAAUUUUGACUUAUCUUUGAAUACAAAGAAUGGGUUUCCUGUAUUUGCCACUGUGGUUGAAGCAAACUAUGUCACAAAGAAGCAAGAUCUCUUUUCUGCUUACAAACUUACUCAGGAAGACAAAGAAGAGAUAGAAAAGUUGGCCAAAGACUCCAGAAUAGGAGAAAGGAUUGUCAAGUCCAUUGCCCCGUCAAUCUAUGGCCAUGAAGAUAUAAAAACUGCAAUAGCUCUUGCUAUGUUUGGAGGCCAAGAGAAAAAUGUUGAGGGGAAACACCGAUUGCGAGGGGACAUAAAUGUACUGCUCCUAGGUGAUCCAGGCACAGCCAAGUCGCAAUUUCUCAAGUAUGUUGAAAAGACUGGGCAGAGGGCUGUGUAUACUACUGGUAAAGGAGCUUCUGCUGUGGGGCUCACGGCUGCAGUCCACAAGGACCCAGUGACAAGGGAGUGGACCCUUGAAGGAGGGGCCCUUGUUCUUGCUGAUAAAGGGAUUUGCCUUAUUGAUGAAUUUGACAAGAUGAAUGAUCAGGACAGGGUGAGUAUUCAUGAGGCCAUGGAGCAGCAGAGUAUUAGCAUAUCAAAGGCUGGAAUUGUCACUUCUCUCCAGGCACGAUGCUCUGUGAUUGCUGCAGCAAAUCCUGUUGGAGGAAGAUAUGAUUCCUCUAAAACAUUUUCACAGAAUGUUGAGUUGACGGAUCCCAUUGUUUCUCGUUUUGAUAUCCUCUGUGUUGUAAAGGAUGUUGUUGACCCUGUCAUUGAUGAGAUGCUUGCAAAGUUUGUAGUUGAUAGCCAUUUUAAGUCACAACCCAAGGGUGCUAACAUAGAUGAUAAGUCUCUGGGUGAAUCCGACGAAGAUAAUCUAGCUUCUGCCAGGCCAGUUGAUCCUGAGAUACUUCCUCAAGAUUUGCUAAAGAAGUACAUUACUUAUGCCAAGUUGAAUGUAUUCCCAAGGUUGCACGAUGCUGAUAUGGACAAGCUCACACAUGUUUAUGCUGAACUGCGAAGAGAAUCUUCGCAUGGACAAGGAGUGCCUAUAGCAGUGAGGCACAUAGAAUCAAUGAUACGGAUGUCUGAAGCACAUGCCCGAAUGCACCUUAGACAGCAUGUCACACAAGAAGAUGUAGAUAUGGCAAUUCGUGUCCUGCUUGAUUCGUUUAUUUCAACCCAAAAGUUUGGGGUGCAGAAAGCUCUGCAAAAGAGCUUCAGAAAGUACAUGACUUUCAAGAAGGAUUACAAUGAACUGCUCCUGUAUCUUCUUCGUGAGCUUGUCAAGAAUGCCCUGCACUUUGAAGAAAUUGUCACUGGGUCUACUUUAGGGCUUGACCACAUUGAUGUGAAAGUAGAGGAUCUGCAGAGCAAGGCACAGGAACAUGAAAUCUAUGAUCUAAGACCCUUCUUUACUAGCCCCCACUUUGCUAGAGCCAAUUUCAUGUUAGAUGAAGACCGGGGAGUGAUUAGGCAUCACCUUGCAAGAUGAUUAACAAAGUAUUCCAUGAGUUCUACAUACUACAUAGGUAGGAUAACUGGUGGUAGAUGCCAGAACUACUUUUAGCAAUCAUAUAUAACCCGAAUGUACUGUUGCGCUAUCAGCUUGAGCAGAGAAGUACUAAACAGCCGAGUUCCAGAUCUGAAAUUUCCUCCUGGCUGCCUUUGGAUGCACACCUAUAUUUUUAAACGUGGUUUAAAUUGUGGGGGUAGUAGUUAUAAUUAAGAAACGUAUGUUUUUCUUCUUGGAGAGUUGUUCACUAAUUGAUGGGGAUUACCGAGUGUUGCAGGCAAGAAUGGCUUUUUAUUUUUUUAUUUUUAUUAAUUUUUUUUCCUUUGUAAAUGCAAUCAUUGCACUUGAGUUUAGAAUUUUUUGUUUUUGAAUCCCCUAGGUACAGUUUCUGUUUUUGCCAAGUUUACAAGGACAAAGUUUGUGGUA